This is a messenger RNA of Vicia villosa (hairy vetch), 1242 nucleotides long. Its product is annotated as ATP-dependent DNA helicase pfh1-like. Gene Ontology annotation, biological process: telomere maintenance; DNA repair. The transcript has 3 exons. NCBI's taxonomy places the organism in Eukaryota, Viridiplantae, Streptophyta, Magnoliopsida, Fabales, Fabaceae. Gene Ontology annotation, molecular function: DNA helicase activity. The record is from RefSeq and is a predicted model, not a curated record. Bases 1 to 1242 code for a protein of 413 amino acids.
AUGUGGAAAACAUUCGCAACUUCGCUGCGGUCCAAACAUGAAAUCAUAUUGACAGUCGCUUCAAGUGGAAUUGCUUCUCUACUAUUACCUGGUGGUAGAACAGCUCAUUCAAAGUUUAAACUACCAGUCCCAACAUUGGAAAAUUCUACUUGCGAUAUAACCUAUGGUGAUGAAUAUGCCGAAUUACUUUGCCAAGCUAAGUUGAUUAUUUGGGACGAGGCCCCUAUGGCAAGUAAAUUUUGUUUUGAAGCUCUUGAUAAAACUUUAAAGGAUGUCAUGAGUAGCUACGGCAACUCGGAGGAAAUAUUUGGUGGUAAAGUUGUCGUUUUUGGUGGAGAUUUCCGACAGAUUUUGCCUGUCAUCCCCAGAGGGAGUCGAUCGGAUAUUGUUCACUCUACAAUUAAUGCAUCUUAUAUAUGGCAUUUGGUUGAGUUAGGUGAAGGUCGAAUUUCUGAGCCAAAUGAUGGUUAUGCUGAAAUUGAAAUACCACCUGAGCUUUUAAUUCAAGACUUUGACGACCCUAUUGUUGCUAUUGUUGAUAGUACAUAUCCAGCUUUCAUGGAUAAUUACAAGUCUUAUGACCACCUAAAGAGUCGGGCAAUCUUAGCAUCAACCAUCGAAGUUGUUGAUCAAAUUAACCGUCACGUACUUCAAAUGCUACCAGGUGAAUCAAAAGAUUAUUAUAGCUCUAAUUCGGUUGAUCGAUCAGAGAUACACGAUAACAACAUUAUUGAUAUCUUAAGUCCUGAAUUUCUCAUCUCUCUACGCACUUCUGGUUUGCCUAACCAUCUCAUUACAUUAAAGGUGGGUUGCCCCAUAAUGCUUAUGCAAAACAUAGACCAAUCUGAAGGUUUGUGCAACGGCACUAGGCUCAUAGUUACAAAAAUGGCAAAUCAUGUCAUUGAGGCUCAAGUUAUGGGUGGAAAAGGCCAUGGCAAGGUUAUCUAUAUUCCAAGGAUGGAUACAUCUCCCUCGCAAUCACCUUGGCCUUUCAUGUUGAAUAGGAGACAAUUUCCAAUUAUAGUUUCGUACGCAAUGACCUUCAAUAAAUCUCAAGGGCAAUCCUUGGAUUGGGUAGGACUUUACAUCCCAAAAGAUGUUUUUAGUCAUGGGAAAUUAUAUGUUGCGAUUUCUAGAGUAACGAGUAAAAAAGGAAUCAAAAUUUUGAUUCAUGAUGAUAACAACAAAUCCAAGACAUCUACCGCAAAUGUUGUCUACAAGGAGGUUUUCGGCAAUAUAUAG